AGGAGGCCGAGGGACAGGUGAGUGGGCUCUCCCACCUGUGGGCACCUGACAGGGAAGGAAGGAAGACCAUGGGGCGACUCGCCUUUCUGAGCUUCGGCUUGCUGGUCGUGGGCGUCUCCCUAAGAGGAGCCAAAGGCUGGUGUCCCCGUGAUUGGCUUCACAGGAAAGUGUUUUGCUACAAGCUGUUCAAUAUGUUGAAGACCUGGAACGAUGCAGAGAUAUUCUGCAGGAAACACAAACCUGGUUGCCACCUCGCCUCCAUCCAUAGCACUGAAGAGUUAAUUGACGUGGCCGAGUACGUCUCCGACUAUAGAGAAAAGAAAGAGAAUGUCUGGAUCGGACUGAAUGACCCUCAGAAAGUAGGUCCCUGUCUAUUAUGACGAAGGUGCAUCAUUUCAUUUUUCCUCUCUCUACGGGGCUACUUGAAGGAUCCUCAACGGGGUGUUAGGGGUCUCUGCUGAAAGGAUCCCUUGCCUUGGAUGAAA
This is a messenger RNA of Crotalus tigris (Tiger rattlesnake), 485 nucleotides long. Its product is annotated as C-type lectin lectoxin-Thr1-like. The transcript is spliced from 4 exons. Bases 69 to 380 code for a protein of 103 amino acids. The record is from RefSeq and is a predicted model, not a curated record. Lineage: Eukaryota; Metazoa; Chordata; Lepidosauria; Squamata; Viperidae.